Messenger RNA from Eurytemora carolleeae, 315 nucleotides. Its product is annotated as potassium voltage-gated channel subfamily KQT member 5. Lineage: Eukaryota; Metazoa; Arthropoda; Copepoda; Calanoida; Temoridae. Gene Ontology annotation, cellular component: membrane. Gene Ontology annotation, biological process: potassium ion transport. The record is from RefSeq and is a predicted model, not a curated record. Gene Ontology annotation, molecular function: voltage-gated potassium channel activity.
UUUCAGAAAUAGAAAUAAUCCAUGAUUUGACAGACGUUAAAGCAAUUACUUUAAUUAGAGAGCCAGAAAUUAUGAAGAUUUUAGGCGAUCAUUUGGAUUUUGAAUAGAUCCUGGGUCCUGAGCUAUGGUUGAAGACGGAUAUGGAGAAAUUGGACGCAAAUCUGCACACUUCCAGACAACCAGACUAGUCUGUGAUAUCGACUACCAGUUCAACAGGAUGCAGGCUGACGGGUUUACUAACUUCUCGAUGGUUCGAGGGGAGGGAGGGGGGAGAGGAGACUCAGAUUCAGAAAACAGUAUAAAGCUGAAUGACAG